AUGGUGGAAAUACUCGUACCAGAACUGAGGAUCAGGAGAAUAAUGAGAAAACGAAAACGCAAGAAAUGA
This is a messenger RNA of Caenorhabditis briggsae, 69 nucleotides long. The coding region runs from base 1 to 69 and encodes 22 amino acids. The record is from RefSeq and is a predicted model, not a curated record. The transcript is spliced from 3 exons. Lineage: Eukaryota; Metazoa; Nematoda; Chromadorea; Rhabditida; Rhabditidae.